AUUUCUUUCAUCGUCAUAUCUCUCUUUGCCUCCAGGUGAGAAAACGGGCUCAGGUGCAAACAUUUGCAAGCUCCACCUUCAGUUCUUUCCUGGAUGUGCUGCUCAGCUGUUUUGUCUUCCUGGCCCUCGCCCUGGCCUGCUUCCUCCCGCCGUUGGUUAGUCCAGCUACUGUGGGCUCUCCUUCUCCAGCUGCCCUGGCUGUACCACCCUUGGCUGGUCUCUUUGAGCUGGCCUCACUUGUGCUGUCCAUACGUAUGGCCUUCUAUUUGGAGGAGGUGAUGCACUGUACACACUCCCUGCUCCUGGCAGUCUCUGGAUGGGUUCCUCGACAUGUGAUCGGGGCGGUGUUGGUGUCCCUUCCUGCCAUCUCUGUCUUAUCUCAUUUCACAUGCAGCGUCCACCAGCCCCUCCAGGUGACUAUGUUUCUGUGCUGUGCCACCAUCCUGGCCAUCAUCCAGUAUUGUAACUUCUGUCAGCUGAGUUUCUGGAUGCGCUCAGUCCUGGCCACUGUGACAGGGGUCACUCUGCUUGUGCUGGUCUAUAUCCCUCUACACAAGAACAGGUGAGCAGCAGUUUGCUGUUGGCACAUUCACAGAAAUACCAAAUGCAAAUAUGUUGUACCUCCAUGGUUGGAGAGCACAGAUCCAUUUGUGAAGGUAGUUGGUAGGGUUUAUUUCCAUGCUCUUUAAACUGUCCUCCAACAGGCCAAGGAAGUGAAAAAAAAAGUAACAAUCACCGUACAUACUCAGGCAUUGAAAUAGAGACUAAAGGUUGUUAAAGAUUAAGGCUGGCACACAAAAUCAGAUUUGGAAUAGGUAGGUCCAUUUAGUGUCCACUCUCACAUAAUUUAAGGCAAAACCACAAAUGUAAAGUCGUAUUCACUCUCACCAUGACGGUGAUCUUUAAUAUUAAGAGAUGUAUUUUUUUCAUCUCUCAUAUACAGGUGCACGUUUGCUUUGAGAGUAUUAAUAGAGAAGUUCAUAGGGCUGCAGGCACUGUGGUGUUGUGAAUUUAGAGAAAGCAUACAGUAUAAUACGGCGACUUUGUAGGAACUGUGGUACUGUACGAGGUGGUCAGGAGUGGCAGUCAAGUAUUUGAGGGCCAUUCAGGGUGCAGGCAGGAUGGAACUGAUGGAGGUGAGUGUCGUAGGUGAUUUAUGACAGAAGAUGAAGACGAUUUGUCACAUGACAGCAAGGUUGAA
Messenger RNA from Cynoglossus semilaevis (tongue sole), 1201 nucleotides. Its product is annotated as adenylate cyclase type 9-like. Bases 255 to 566 code for a protein of 103 amino acids. NCBI's taxonomy places the organism in Eukaryota, Metazoa, Chordata, Actinopteri, Pleuronectiformes, Cynoglossidae. The transcript has 3 exons. The record is from RefSeq and is a predicted model, not a curated record.